This is a messenger RNA of Chenopodium quinoa (quinoa), 1724 nucleotides long. RefSeq names its product probable membrane-associated kinase regulator 6. NCBI's taxonomy places the organism in Eukaryota, Viridiplantae, Streptophyta, Magnoliopsida, Caryophyllales, Amaranthaceae. The record is from RefSeq and is a predicted model, not a curated record. Bases 681 to 1424 code for a protein of 247 amino acids. The transcript has 4 exons.
CAGAAGAGUUCGUUGGUGAAUUUAAUAUCCAACGGCGGGUGCAGGAUGGUUUGCAACCGCGCAUUACUGUUUUUGGCGCGAAUUAUUGUCUAUCUCCCUUCUCAUACAUUUUCGCCCAAAAUUUCUGCAACAUAACAAUCUCACCUGCAAUUCAAUGGCGAUUCAAAUUCAUCCAUCUCUUCGAUCAUUCCUCUUAACGUCUUCAGAGUAUCCUUCCUGUGAAAGUAAUGGCUAACGAGAAUGCGUCUACCAAUCUGAUGAUUCUACUGUUUAAGUUGUGUUGCUUGGAGUCUUCAUUUCCUCUCAAAGAUUUGUCUUACAAGAAAUCGGAAUUGUGAUGCUUAUUGGACCAAAAGAACGUAAAAGUUCCAUAAAAGUGUCUGCAUCUGACACUUGAAAUUUAACUCUGUCCAACACUGGUUCCGGAUUUGAGUAAUAGCAUGUGGCAAUCAGACUAAUAUCUUAGUGUUAUAGUUGAUCCGCUGACUUCUUAUAUGGUGUCCCGACAGGCCGACAGAAACAAUAAUGUGAUAUUCAGAACAUGAGCUGCAGCCUGCAGUAGUUUAAAUGAUGUUAUUAUGAGAGUUUCAAGAAAAUCGAGGACCACUGACAUGAAAAAUCAUUUGUGACAAACAUACCUUUCUGACAGCCAUGAAGAGAAUUUAUUGAGAGGACAUUGUAUGCAGCCGUCCAAGUUCCAAGUUCUGCUGCAGCAGUUGGGUUUUUACAAAUUUAUUUUUUGCAGUAUGGCCAUUGUUGAAUCAUCCCAACCUCUUUCUAUUGAAAGCUUUUCCUACAGUUGGCUGAUAAACCUAAAACCUUCCCUUGAAAGCCUCAGUGAAUCCUUCAGAGCUGCUAUGGAUUCAUCCGAUGAAUCUUUUUUCAUCGAGAUGGACCCAAACAUGCCGGCUUCAAAGAGGUUUAAGAAACUUGACAAGGAUUUUGAUUUUAAUCUUCCAUUCUCGGAGCAAACUACGGCUGCCAUUGUACAUGCCGAUGAGCUCUUCUGUGAUGGCCUCCUCAUGCCUCUUGUUAACUCAUCAAGGAACAAAGCAUAUAGUGAUUCAAGUCCAUGUGCUUCUCCUUUGUCAGAAUUUCAGAACACAAACACUGCUUCAGGUGAUCGUAAGAUCCGUUGUUCUUCCUUGAGAAGGUGUAGGAGCUUAUUGUCCAGGAAGAUGUUUGAAAAAUAUUUGUACUUUAUGUUCCCAUUAUUGGAAAAAUUGAGAUGCUGCAGAUCAAAGUCCAAAAUUAGAGCAGCUGAUGAUGGAAUCUGGGUGAAGAAUAAGAGCAGUUCAUUUUCACCACAAGCAUCACCUCGAACUAGUGUAGGUUCCUUCCCUGGUGACAUGAGGCGGUCUUGUGAUUCCGAGAGCUCAAUUAAUGAGGCGGUUCUUCACUGUAAAAAAUCAUUUGGUAUGUAAUUUUAGAGUUCUUCAGUAUUCUUGUAGUUAUGUAAUGACAGGUUUUGUACAUAGAGAAGGAACCAUAAUACCGUGAUGAUAGAAACAAGUACCAUAUUACCGAGUACUAAAUUUUACAAUUUUGCAGAUAAAGGGAAUGAGAGGUUGAGAGAUGUCUGUGUUCUCCCUCUCAUCCCCUCCAUGUACUCUCCCUUUCUUUGCUACCAGUAUGGUGCAACUUAAUGUAGUGGUCCUGUUAUGGGACGAAGAAAAAAGAGAAUAUUCAUCUAUAAGAAUUUCCUUUUUAUCUUCUAUUUUUCC